AUGGCUGAUCGGUACAUCCCCGAGCAUCGCCGGACCCAGUUCAAGGCCAAGAACACCUUCAAGCCCGACGAGCUGCGCCGCCGCCGCGAGGAGCAGCAGGUCGAGAUCCGCAAGGCAAAGCGCGAGGAGAACUUGGCCAAGCGACGAGGUAUCGGCACCGGUGACCAGCGACCCGGCGCCUCCCUGGGCGCUGCCCCCGACAGCGACGAUGACACUGCUCCGACAGAGAGCCAGCUCAAUGAGGACCUGCCCCAGAUGGUCCAGGGCGUCUUCUCGGAACAGAUCGACCUCCAGAUCCAAGCCACCACCAAGUUCAGAAAGCUCCUGUCCAAGGAGCGCAACCCUCCCAUCGAGGAGGUCAUCAAGACUGGCGUAGUUUCCCGAUUCGUCGAGUUCCUGCGGUCCCCGCACACCCUAGUGCAGUUCGAGGCUGCGUGGGCCCUGACCAACAUCGCCUCCGGCUCGGCCACCCAGACACAGGUCGUCAUCGAGGCCGGUGCCGUGCCCAUCUUCGUUGAGCUCCUCGGCAGCCCCGAGCCCGAUGUCAGGGAGCAGGCCGUGUGGGCCCUCGGCAACAUCGCCGGAGACAGCCCCUCGUGUCGCGACUACGUCCUGAGCUGCGGUGCCCUCAAGCCGCUCCUGAACCUCCUGGGCGACAGCCGCAAGCUGAGCAUGCUCCGAAAUGCUACGUGGACUCUGAGCAACUUCUGCCGAGGCAAGACUCCUCAGCCCGACUGGAACACGAUAGCACCUGCCCUCCCGGUCCUCGCCAAGCUGGUCUACUCUCUGGACGACGAGGUCCUCAUCGACGCCUGCUGGGCCAUCUCGUACCUGAGCGACGGCUCCAACGACAAGAUCCAGGCCGUCAUCGAGGCUGGCAUCCCCCGCCGCCUGGUGGAGCUGCUGAUGCACGCUUCCACCUCGGUCCAGACCCCUGCUCUGCGCUCUGUCGGCAACAUCGUUACCGGAGACGACGUUCAGACCCAGGUCAUCAUCAACUGCGGUGCUCUGCCCUGCCUCCUGUCGCUACUGAGCUCCAACAAGGACGGCAUCCGCAAGGAAGCGUGCUGGACCAUCUCGAACAUCACUGCGGGUAACAGCCAGCAGAUCCAGUCCGUGAUCGACGCCAACAUCAUCCCGCCCCUUAUCCAUUUGCUCUCUAAUGGCGAUCUUAAGACGAGAAAAGAGGCUUGCUGGGCCAUUAGCAAUGCCACAAGCGGCGGCUUACAGAAGCCGGAGCAAAUUCGCUACCUUGUCUCGCAGAACUGCAUCCGGCCCCUGUGCGAUCUCCUUGCCUGCCCCGACAACAAGAUCAUCCAGGUGGCCCUCGACGGCCUCGAGAACAUCCUCAAGGUGGGCGACCUGGACAAGCAGGCUGCUGGCGACGCCGGCGACUCGAUCAACCGCUACGCCCUCUUCAUCGAGGAGUGCGGCGGCAUGGAGAAGAUCCACGACUGCCAGACCAACGCCAACGAGGAGAUCUACAUGAAGUCCUACAACAUCAUUGAGAAGUACUUCUCGGACGAGGACGAGAACGCCGACGAGGGCAUGGCUCCUCAGGCCCAGGGCGCCAACGGCACCUUCGGCUUCGGCACCAAUGGUGCCCAGGGUGGCUUCAACUUCGCCAACGGAGGUGACUCGAUGGACAUGUAG
Messenger RNA from Neoarthrinium moseri, 1653 nucleotides. RefSeq lists its product as uncharacterized. The record is from RefSeq and is a predicted model, not a curated record. The transcript has 3 exons. Gene Ontology annotation, cellular component: cytoplasm; nucleoplasm; nucleus. NCBI's taxonomy places the organism in Eukaryota, Fungi, Ascomycota, Sordariomycetes, Amphisphaeriales, Apiosporaceae. The coding region runs from base 1 to 1653 and encodes 550 amino acids. Gene Ontology annotation, molecular function: nuclear import signal receptor activity; protein binding. Gene Ontology annotation, biological process: NLS-bearing protein import into nucleus.